UUAGUCCUUUUUAUCAGUGUCCCUCUUUUGACUCACCUGUUUUAACCUCUUCCCCAAAACCCCUGAUUUCCAUAAAAAAAUCUCGAUUUCAAUUUCUUGUAAAUCUUUGACCAAAAUCUCAUUUACUCCAUUGAUGUUUUCUUAAUUUGCGACAUUUUCACCUUUCUCUUUCCUCGUUCUCCUCCAUUGUUCAGCUCGAUUCAACUACUACCGGAUUGUCCAAUAUAGUGCUGCAUGCUUGAAGAUUCUCUUCAAUUUCUUGAGGAAUUUUUCAAUUUUUAAGGCAAUCUUGAAGUGUUGAUUGAGUUGGCAUAGCUGACAACCUGAUGGGUCACAGUUCUGAAGAGGAGGAUACUGACAUCAGUGAAUCAGAGAUAGAUGAGUAUGGAGAUCAAGCUUUUGAAGAGCUGAAGAAGGGAGGUCGUGAGAUAAAGGUGUCAGAAGAGAAGUACACCUGUCCGUAUUGCCCAGGGAAGAGGAAGCGUGAUUAUCAUUAUAAAGAAUUGCUUCAGCAUGCCUCCGGAAUUGGGAAUGCUAGCUCAAAGAAGAGAAGAGCGAGGGAGAAGGCUAAUCACCUUGGAUUAGCUAAAUUUCUGGAAGAUGAGGGCCAAAAGCAAGCUAUGCCAUCAAAGCAUGCCAAUGGGGAUGAUCAUGUUGCUGCUUGUGAUCAUGAUGAUAAGUUCGUUUGGCCCUGGACGGGAAUAGUUGUGAAUAUUCCGACUCAGUUCAAAGAUGGACGGUUUGUUGGGGAAAGUGGUUCAAAGUUGAGGGAUGAGCUGAGAGCUAGGGGGUUUAACCCCAAGAGGGUCCAUCCUUUGUGGAAUUUUAGAGGUCACUCUGGCAAGGCUAUAGUAGAAUUUAACAAAGAUUGGUUGGGUUUGGACAAUGCCUUGGCAUUUGAGAAAGAGUAUGAAUUGAAUCAGCAUGGGAAACAACAUUGGGAGGCAAAGGAUACAGAAAAAUCUGGUCUUUAUGCUUGGGUUGCUCGUGCUGAUGAUUACAAGUCAACUGAGAUAUAUGGGGAGCAUUUGCGGAAAAUUGGAGAUCUGAAAACCGUAUCUGAGCUUGAGGCAGAAGAAGCUCGAAAAAGAGAUAAGCUUGUCUCAAACUUGACAAACGUUCUUGAGAAUAAGAAGAAGAGUUUGCAGGAAAUAGAGACAACAUUCAUUGAAACCUCUGUUUCCUUUAACAAGUUGGCGGAAGAGAAAGACAAGCUUCAUCAAGCAUAUAACGAAGAGAUUAAAAAGAUACAGCUGAGUGCUAAAGAACAUUUUCAGAAGAUCUUUAAUGACCAUGCAAAGCUUAAGCAGCAACUUCAAUCUCAGAGAUCGGAGCUUGAGGUCCGUGUGCAUGCACUAGAGGAGCGUGAAGCAAAAAAUGAAACUGAAAGGAAAAAACUCCAAGAGGAUAUUGAAAAGAAUGCUGAGAAGAACAACUCGCUUCAGCAUGCAGCUAUUGUACAACAGAUGGCAGAUGAGAAUGUGCUCAAAUUGGCUGAAGAGCAGAAGAAACAAAAAGAGGAUUUACACAAGCGAAUAUUGCAGCUUCAAAAUCAGCUGGAGGCCAAGCAGGCACUUGAGUUGGAAAUUGAGCAACUUAAAGGGAAGUUGAAAGUUAUGGAGUACGUGGGAGGUAAAGAAGAAAUACAAAGAGUGGAGGCAAUUCAAAAAGAUUUACGAGAAAAAGAAGAAAAUCUGGAUGAGGUUGAAUCUUUGAAUCAAGCUCUCAUCAUAAAGGAGCGCCGGAGCAAUGAAGAACUCCAGGAAGCUCGCAAGGAGUUGAUAAAUGGCAUGAAAGAGAUGUCAACUCGUGGAGUUAUUGGUAUCAAAAGAAUGGGAGAACUGGAUAGUGUAGUUUUUCAGGAAGCUUGCAAGAGAAAAUAUCCUGAAGAUGUUGCUGAAGAUAAAGCUGCAGAAUUAUGUUCAUUGUGGGAUGAGUAUCUCAGGGAUCCCGAAUGGCAUCCUUUUAAGGUGGUUUUAGUUAAUGGAGAGCACAAGGAAAUGAUAGAUGUUUCUGAUGAGAAACUAAGAGACCUGAAGAAAGAAUGGGGUGAUGACGUGUAUGAUGCUGUAACAACUGCCUUGAAGGAAAUUAACGAGUACAACCCAAGUGGAAGAUACAUAACUACUGAACUAUGGCAUAACGUAGAGGGCCGAAAAGCUACUUUGGAAGAAGGAGUAUCAUAUAUAUUGAACAAAUGGAAGGAUUACAAGCGGAAAAGGGGCUGAAUAAAGGUCUUAAAGCUAAUAUGUGAGGAACUGUGGCGAAGCUCAAGCUUACACAAUGGGGAAGCACUUCCGAUGAAUUUGCUCCUUGGUAAUAGUUAAUGUAUUGAAAACUGCAAUUUUCAUCUCCCUGAUUCCGCCCCCCUCCUAAACUAGGCACCCAGAUUCUUUCCUGGUUGGUGUCCUGUAUUUCAGACAUUUUAUUUAUGGCUAGGUCAGGGAAAACAUUAUUCGGGUAUGAAACUUUAGACCAUAACAUUACCUGUUUGAACUGUACUGAGAUUCCGGUGUCAACAAAACAGGCUAUUAUUCUGUUAAUCGAUAAAAUUUGCUGCAUAA
Molecule: messenger RNA, 2564 nt
Organism: Amaranthus tricolor (Joseph's coat)
Lineage: Eukaryota; Viridiplantae; Streptophyta; Magnoliopsida; Caryophyllales; Amaranthaceae
Product: protein INVOLVED IN DE NOVO 2
Exons: 8
Coding region: 327-2228 (633 amino acids)
Biological process (GO): gene silencing by siRNA-directed DNA methylation
Source: RefSeq, a predicted model, not a curated record